CGAGGAGACGUUAUCAAGUCGUCAGCUCUCCGAGUCAGGCAGGUCAGGGUAGCGUUUGUUGGUCUCGUCUUCCUACAAACUACUAAACUGCUUCGUACAUACGGAUACAUGUAUGUAUGUGAGCCCGGGCCAUGUUGUAGUUAUGAGGACGGCCUGUAACGAGUAAUCGGCACCCACCCACCCAUUCAUUCACUUCCUUUCCAUUGUUCUCUCUCACGAACCUUUCCCCCCCUCUCCUCUUCACCCGGAACUGCGCACCGUGCCUCGGGACAGCAGCAGCCAUGCGCCCCCAGACGGAUCGCGAAGAAUCGUCAAUCGAGGUGGAGAGGGACGCUCCUGACGAUAUCAUGGACGACAACGGCCACCAGACCGCGUCUUCCAGCGAUGAGACGCCCCUCCUGCACAAUACCGACCUGCCGCCGGACGUCGCGCCAGACAAAAAGUUCCGGCGGCUGGUCGUGGCCAUGUGCACCAUCCUCCUCUUCAUCAUCGAGGUCAGCGUCUUCAUCAUGGAGCCGCCGAAGCAGCAAAUCAUGGAAGACAUCAUCUGCCGGGACCGGUACCCGGACCACAUCUUGCGCAUGCCCCGCGUCGAGGACGACCGGUGCAAGAACACGGACGUGCAGCAGACCUUGGCCAUGGUGCGGUCCUGGUCCGCGUCCGCCGAGAUGCUUAUUCCCCUUCUCGUACAGGUCCCGUACGGAAUCGUCGCGGACAAGUAUGGACGGAGAACCGUGCUCUUCUUGUCUCUCUUUGGUUGCGUGCUUCAGACCGCGUGGGUCAUGAUCGUUUUGUUUCUCCCCAACGUCUUCUCCAUCUGGGCGAUGCUCUACGGUAACAUGGCCUACCUUAUCGGCGGCGGAGGACAGAUGGCCGGCGCCAUGGUGUGGACGAUCCUGGCCGACGCCGUCCCCGUCGAGGAGCGCACCGACAUCUUCUUCCGUCUGAACGCCCUCACGCUCGUGCUCGCCGUCCUCAUCAACCCGAUUGCGGCGAUGCUGCUCAACAUCGACCCUUGGAUCGCCAUGUGGCUCGGCUUCGUCAUCCUCGCGCUCGGAUCCUUCUCGUCUCUUCUGGUCCCAGAGACGCUCCGCCUGCGGCAGAUGGCGGACAGCAAGCGACACGCGCGAAGCCGCAGUCGGAGCAUCGGCCGGCGUCACGAGGCGGUCAACGUCAAGAGGAACAAGCUGCAGCAGACGUGGUUUGCCGUCAGAAACGACAUGGGUCACAUCUGGCGCUUCAUCUUCGCGUCCAAGAGCAUCAUGAUGUUGAUUGUGGCAUACGGCCUCUUCUUCCCGGUCAAGAUCAACCUGACGUUGAACCUGUUGCAGUACAUGACCAAGCGCUUCAACUGGAAGUGGUCAACGGCCACUCUCAUCUCGACCAUUGGGAACCUGGCGUCGGUUGUCGCGCUCCUCAUCGUCCUGCCGCUCGCCUCGUCCUUCCUCACCAAGCGUUGGGGAUACGACGCUCUACGCCGGGACCUGUUCCUCAGCCGCGUGACCGUCGUGCUCGUCAUGCUAGGCGGGUUCAUGCUCGCCUUCGCCGCGGUUCCGUGGCUGCUCGUGUCGUCGCUCAUCGUCACCAGCAUGGGCAUCGGGUUCACGGUGCUCUGCCGGGCGCUGCUCAAUGCCGUCGUCGAGCCGCACACGGUGGCGACGCUCAACACCACCAUCUCCACCAUGGAGACGCUCAUGGGGCUCGUCGGCGCGCCGGCGCUGGGCUGGCUGAUGAGCCGCGGCAUGGAGCUCGGAGAGCCGUGGCUGGGGCUGCCGUACCUGGUGACGGCAAUAUGCUCCGUGCUCGUGCUGGUGGCCGUCUUUGCGUUUAGGAUCCCGGCAGGCUUUGCGCAGGCGCCGCUGUGAUGACCGGGACGGUAAUUUAUUGGUUGUAUUAUGUUUGCAGGGAGUUUAUGAUCCAUGACGAUUGUUGGUUGGGGGUUUGUUGUGACUUUGUAUAGACAGCUUCUUACCUGGAUGAUGUUACGUAUAUUGAACGCAUCACAGGCUCACAGUUCACGGCGGACGCGCGCCGGAGAGCAAGCAGAGAGACGGUUAGGGUGGAUCACGCCCAUGUACUUCGUACACUUUGGACGUAGUAGUAGAGCAGGUGAGAACGCAAAAGGAG
Messenger RNA from Purpureocillium takamizusanense, 2127 nucleotides. RefSeq lists its product as uncharacterized. Gene Ontology annotation, molecular function: transmembrane transporter activity. The record is from RefSeq and is a predicted model, not a curated record. NCBI's taxonomy places the organism in Eukaryota, Fungi, Ascomycota, Sordariomycetes, Hypocreales, Ophiocordycipitaceae. The coding region runs from base 282 to 1865 and encodes 527 amino acids. Gene Ontology annotation, biological process: transmembrane transport. Gene Ontology annotation, cellular component: membrane. The transcript has 4 exons.